AUGAGGUUAGCUGUGCUUUACGUGUGCGGAGCCCUGCUGGCCAUCUCCAUGACCCCUGGGAACUAUGCAAACCCCAGCGAGGGAACCUUCCAGUGGGGUACAGAAUCUGGGAGCUGCCUAGUAACUCUAAAGCCUGCAGGGAACUGUGGGGGAGAGGGGAUAGAAGAGGAAGCAUGCCCCUACCGAUUUAUCUUGCCUCCGCUGGACAUCAUGCUGCCCUGGCAGCUCAGGGAGUUGGAGAGGACGGUGAAGGAGGUGCAAAGGCUAAAGGAGACUGUGGAACAGCUGAAGAGAGCCUGCAUGGAGUGCAAGAUGAGCCAGAGGGAGAGAGAGAGAGAGAGGCUGGGGGACAGAAAGAGGGAGCAGGUGAGAUUGGGAGACAGAGAGAGGGAGAAAGAGGGGGAGAAGAAGUCAGAGAGACAAGGGGGCAGAGAAAGGAAGAUGGAGAUGGAGAAGGACGGAGAGGGGGCAAGAAACAGGGAGAGAAAAAUUGUGGAAGAGAGAGACGGAGUGGAAGAAAGGGCUAUGGAGAAUGAGAGAAAUAUUGUAGAGGAGAGAAAGAGAGAACGGGAGAAAGGGGUGUGA
This is a messenger RNA of Salmo salar (Atlantic salmon), 585 nucleotides long. Lineage: Eukaryota; Metazoa; Chordata; Actinopteri; Salmoniformes; Salmonidae. The record is from RefSeq and is a predicted model, not a curated record.